Messenger RNA from Bombus huntii, 1306 nucleotides. RefSeq lists its product as uncharacterized. The record is from RefSeq and is a predicted model, not a curated record. The coding region runs from base 142 to 1149 and encodes 335 amino acids. The transcript has 4 exons. Gene Ontology annotation, molecular function: methyltransferase activity. Lineage: Eukaryota; Metazoa; Arthropoda; Insecta; Hymenoptera; Apidae.
UUAUUCCUAACGUAUAAUUCAAAUAUGGAAUUCAAUCCGACAUAACCUAUAACUGAUACACAUGCAUGAUAACACAUACGAGUAACAAUCAUAAAAUUAAAUGUUUUUUAUUUUUAUUGAAAAAUUGAACGAACCUAUAUAAUGGAUACGAAUGUUAGUAUGACUGUAGAAAGUGCUAUAGAAAUGUUCACAUCUAUCAUGUGUUCUUUAAACGAAAUUGGUAAACAAACAUUUUUAUCGUUCAUUGCUGAUAAUUGGAAACCACAGAAUGUAAAGAUAGAAUCUCUUUCAAAGAAUGCAUAUGGCAUGGCAGGUGAUUGUCACAACAAACAUAGUUCACAGGAAGAAAAGUUAAACACUAUAAAAGAUAUUGUCCUCAAUAUCAGAAAUAAAGUACCAACAAGUGGAAUAUUUCCAUCAGAGGAAAUUGUAUCACCAACGAUUGGGCAGAACUCAGACUGUGAUCCUUGUUCAACAAAACAUGUUGAUGCAUUUCUUUAUGAUGAAAAAGAAGUAGAUGAACUUAUAGAAAGUGGGGAGCUGAAUACUUUGUAUUGUGCUGACUGUGGGUCCAGCAAUAUGAAACAAUAUAAUAUCAUUUCACACUCCUUAUCAGUGGCUGCUAUAUUGUAUAUAUUUCACAGUGUUUUACCAAGUUUAAGUGAAAAAGUUGUACUUGACAUAGGCUCUCGAUUGGGUGCUGUUUUAUAUGGAGCAUAUACAUUCACAUCUGCCAAGAAGAUUAUUGGUGUUGAAAUGAACAAAGAACUUUGCUCACUCCAAAAUGACAUAGUAAAUAAAUACAAAAUGAAUGAUCGUAUUGAGAUUGUGAACAGGAGGAUUGAGGAAUGUCCUGAAAUCAUUCAGAAGAGUAAUAUCAUCAUUAUACACAAUCCAUUUGAAUUUUAUGUUUCACACUCAGUACAUAGAGACAUUUGGGCUUUUUUAAAAGCCACUAUCCAAAGUGGAACAAUUCUAGUUACCAAACCAUCCAUUGAAACUACUUUUAAAAAUCUAAAAAUUAAAGAAGUAAAUAAAUGGGUAAAGCCUUAUGAACGAGAGAAGACUAUAUCAGAACCUUACAUAUUUGCAUCAUUAUUUUUGGACCCUACUGAAUAUACAGAUAUUAAAUUCUAUGAAGUCAUCUAAAUUUAAGGAAACUAUUAAAAUCGAAAAAUAAUGACUGAAAAUGUAUAUAAAGCAUGAUACAUAAUCUGAUUUCGCAAUCUAUUAAAAAGAAGUUUGUUUAAUUUCUUAAUUUGUUUUGCAUAAAGAGUUAAUAAAAGUUGAAUUUGUUAAUCGUAAA